This is a messenger RNA of Peromyscus leucopus (white-footed mouse), 4810 nucleotides long. It is a transcript of the gene Tmtc1, whose product is annotated as transmembrane O-mannosyltransferase targeting cadherins 1. Gene Ontology annotation, biological process: protein O-linked glycosylation via mannose; RNA processing. The coding region runs from base 164 to 2953 and encodes 929 amino acids. The transcript has 20 exons. The record is from RefSeq and is a predicted model, not a curated record. Gene Ontology annotation, molecular function: protein binding; mannosyltransferase activity. NCBI's taxonomy places the organism in Eukaryota, Metazoa, Chordata, Mammalia, Rodentia, Cricetidae.
GGGACCGCUGUUUAUUUGCAGCUGGGCCACCGCGGCGGCGGAGCACGGGGCGCCCGGGCGGGGAGAGUGGGCGCGCGAUGCCCGAGCAACGCAGGCCGCCGCGCGCCCGGACCCCGGCCGGGGAGGAUGCGCGCCGCGCGGGAGCGGCCGUGCCGGCGGCGCGAUGCUGGUGACCCGCGGGGACCGCGGCGGCGGGGAGCGCGCGCCCUCGCGGCGCCCGCGCUGCGGGCUGAUUCCGGCCGGGGCGGCUGCGCUGCUAGCCGGGGCCAGCUGCUUGUGCUACGGCCGCUCACUGCGGGGCGAGUUUGUGCACGACGACGUGUGGGCGAUCGUGAACAACCCCGACGUGCGGCCCGGGACCCCGCUGCGCUGGGCCGUUUUCGCCAACGACUUCUGGGGCAAAGGCCUGGCGGACAGCACCAGCCACAAGUCCUAUCGGCCGCUGUGCGUGCUGUCCUUCAGGCUAAACAUAUUUCUGACUGGCAUGGACCCUUUCUACUUUCAUGUGGUGAACGUCAUUCUACACUACCUGGUGACCCUCGUGCUGAUGUAUACCUGUGAUAAAACAGUCUUCAAGAAUCGUGGACUGGCUUUUGUCACAGCCCUGCUGUUUGCAGUGCACCCGGUCCACACCGAGGCGGUGGCUGGCGUCGUGGGCAGAGCUGAUGUGCUAGCCUGUCUCCUGUUCCUGCUCGCCUUUCUUUCCUACCACAGGAGUCUGGAUCAGGACUGUGCAGGGCAGUGCUUCCCCGCCACGGCUUCCCCCUUCUUCCUGCUGCUCAGCUUGUUUCUGGGGACCUGUGCCAUGCUGGUGAAGGAGACGGGCGUCACUGUGUUUGGGGUGUGUUUGGUGUAUGACCUCUUCUCCCCCUCCCACCAGCAGGACAAGUCGAGCAAUGGGGUGGUCUGUCAGCACAGCUCACAGCAGCCAGGGAACCCCCAACCCUCCUCUCAGCAUGCCCACCCCCACCGUGAGAGCAGAAAGCAGCGCUUCCCACCGGAGCCCAAGAGCAGCAGGUUCCCUGUGUCCCCAGGAGCAGUGUGGUCCCUGAUGAGGUGUCUGACAGGAAGCAGCAAUGGGAAUUUCCUGCUUACCCUGAGACCGUUUUUAAAACGGGCCAUUUUGGUCAUCAGUUAUGUGACUGUCAUUUUGUAUUUCCGCCUGUGGAUAAUGGGAGGAACUAUGCCACUCUUCUCAGAGCAGGACAACCCAGCUUCGUUUUCACCUUACAUCCUUACAAGGUUCCUUACCUAUUCCUACCUCCUGGCCUUCAAUGCAUGGCUUCUGCUGGCACCCAUCACCCUGUGCUACGACUGGCAAGUGGGAAGUAUUCCUCUGGUGGAGACCGUAUGGGAUGUGAGGAACCUCGCUACUGUCCUGCUGGCAGUGGCGAUGGCCUUGCUGAGCCUACACUGCAUGGCAGCCUUCAAGAGGCUGGAGCACAAGGAAGUGUUGGCCGGCUUGCUGUUCCUCGUGUUCCCGUUCAUUCCAGCCAGCAACCUCUUCUUCAGGGUGGGCUUUGUGGUGGCCGAGAGAGUCCUGUACAUGCCUAGCAUGGGCUACUGCAUUCUCUUCGUGCAUGGACUGAACAAACUUUGCACUGGGCUGAGCCGGUGUGGAGCCACCUCCCUGAUGGCAUCUACUGUGUUGUUGCUACUGCUUUUUUCCUGGAAAACUGUGAAGCAGAAUGAAAUUUGGUUGUCGAGAGAGUCCUUAUUCAGGUCUGGAGUUCAGACUCUGCCCCACAAUGCAAAGGUUCAUUACAACUAUGCCAAUUUCCUAAAAGACCAAGGUCGGAACAAGGAAGCCAUCUACCACUACAGAACCGCCCUCAAGCUGUACCCACGCCAUGCAAGUGCGCUGAACAACCUUGGGACACUGACAAAGGACGUGGCAGAGGCAAAGAUGUACUACCAGAGGGCACUGCAGCUCCAUCCGCAGCACAACCGCGCACUCUUCAAUCUGGGGAAUCUCCUGAAGUCCCAGGAGAAAACAGAAGAAGCCAUCGUGCUGCUGAAGGAAUCCAUUAAGUAUGGUCCAGAUUUUGCUGAUGCCUACUCGAGCUUGGCUUCUCUCCUGGCUGAGCAGGAAAGAUUUAAGGAAGCUGAGGACAUCUACCAGGCUGGAAUAAAGAACUGUCCAGACAGCUCAGAUUUGCACAACAACUACGCAGUUUUCUUAGUUGACUCUGGCUCUCCAGAGAAGGCCGUGGCUCACUACCAGCAGGCCAUCCAGCUCAGCCCAAGCCAUCACGUGGCUGUGGUGAAUCUGGGCCGACUCUACAGGUCCUUGGGAGAAAACAGCAUGGCAGAAGAGUGGUACAAACGUGCCCUGAAGGUGGCCCGCACGGCCGAGGUCCUGUCACCUUUGGGAGCACUCUAUUACAACACUGGCCGACACAAGGAGGCUUUGGAAGUGUACCGGGAAGCUGUCUCACUCCAGCCUUCCCAGAGGGAUCUCCGCCUGGCACUGGCACAGGUUUUAGCAGUGAUGGGUCAAACCAAAGAAGCUGAAAAGAUGACCAGUCACAUAGUGUCUGAGGAACCCAGAUGCCUGGAAUGCUACCGCCUCCUAUCGGCAAUUUACAGCAAGCAGGAACACCAUGAGAAGGCGCUCGAGGCCAUAGACAGGGCUCUUCAGCUGAAGCCCAGGGACCCAAAAGUCAUAUCUGAACUUUUCUUCACAAAAGGAAACCAGCUGAGAGAGCAGAACCUUCUGGACAAAGCUUUUGAGAGCUAUGAGGCUGCUGUGACCCUGGAUCCUGACCAGGCACAGGCGUGGAUGAACAUGGGUGGCAUUCGGCACAUCCAGGGAAGCUAUGUGUCUGCAAGGGCCUAUUACGAGAGAGCCCUGAGGCUGGUUCCAGACAGCAAGCUGCUGAAGGAAAAUCUAGCCAAGCUGGAUCGCCUGGAGAGAAGGUUACAAGAAGUCCGAGAAAGGGAUCAAACAUAGCUCCAAGGACACAGUCACGUGGGACUCAGCAGGCUGGAAGAGGACCGAGUGGGGGCGGCCUUGCUCAUACACAGCAGGCUCUGCCAGCCAGGCAGUCCCCUCCUGGUGGCACAGCGAUGGGACAGCUGCUGGGGACUGUGCUGAGUUGUUUCCAUGAAGGAACAAACAGCCAGGGCGAGCAGGCCACCUGCAGGGGAGGGAAACAGCCUGUUACCGGUUCCUCUGUGUCAGUCCCUGGUCCCAGGAUGCAGACACUGAGCUCCAUUCUUACUGUAGCCCAGAAACACAGAAGCUUGGAGUUCUGUAGAGGAGACAGCUGUUCAUAAGGAAGGCUGUGUCCUCUGAAGUCAGCUCUUGGGAAAGUCUACUUGUGGAAGUUUAAUAUAUUCGCAAGAAUCCGGAAUGGAUGGUGAAGAGCACUGGUAGAGUCUUGUGGAAGUUAUAGGAACAGGGCACUUGAUUGCUGGGCUUGGUCUAAUAACUCCCAAGAGUAUCUCUAAGGACCUUUGGAGAAGUACAUUAAAUUCCACUCUGAUAUAUGCUUUUCCAGUGCCUAAAACAUGAGGGGAUCUUCUAGAAUUGUAUGUGGGUAUCUUUAUUUCUACAGGAAAAAUCUCCCUGAGCAGUAAAAAAGAGCUGAGCAUCCUUGAUUCUUUAUGAAAAUGUUUGAAUUGUAUUCCAGAUUGUACUAGAGUUGUGUCUCCACAUUGAAACUUCUCAGUGCAUUAACCAGGAGACUACUACCCUAAAAUACGCUGCUCAGGUGGGGAGCGGCAGCGUGCGCUCUACAUGGAAGUGUUAAGGGGUCAGUCCAGAGAAGUGCUCUCCUUUAGACGUCAUGAGAUUUAUUAUUUUUGAAACACUGAGGGACCUUUACAUUGUGUUACAGAAUUCCUCACAGAUUGAGUUGAGGGAAGAAAGCUCUAUUUACUGACUUUUGAGGUUUAGUAGGAAUUCUGUACUUAAAAGACAAGUGACCAAAAGCAAACCGUCUGCUUAGUAAGCUUGCAGACUACAUGGAGAAUGCUCUAAAACUCUCGGGUAAAGUCUAAAUUCAUAAUUUUUUAAAAAUAUAUUUAUAUUUAAAAAUGAGGAAGGCAAAGUUGAAAUCAUAAUUUGACAUUAUUUUUAGUGUUAUUUAUUGUAUAACUUAUAAAAUAUUUAAUAUAUAUCCACAUGUCUUGUUUUUUUUCUCUGUACAUAGUUAUUUUGAUAGCAGCUGUCAAAACCAAUCAUAUGAAAACUGCAAAAUAAGAAAGCUUUAACAGUCUCCCCAAAUAAUACUGGUUAUUUGCCACUUAAAGCUAAUGGAAUUAGGGGUCAGCUCAGUGUCUGGGUAGUCGGUGAAGGAGCUGGGUGCCCGCUUCUAACUGGUACUUAUCACUGGAAACAGAAACACACAGGAAAUGCAGGUCCCGAUGCUGAGACAGUUGUCAAACACACGUGACAGCCGGAAAGCAGAGUCUCACCUGCCCAGCCAGAGGGGACCCUGCUUCUGGGAGCCAGUAUUUGUCACUGUCACCUCAUGUAUGUAAUUGUCAGUCCGUGUUACAUAUCAUAAAUUGAUCCAGAAUCUUAUUUUCUUCUUCCAUCUAAGACAUCUUUAGUACCAAGGUAAAAACUAUGUACCUUAGUGUUUAUUAUAAAGUAAUUCCAAGCCCCUAAUUUGGAAAGCAGGGGUCCUUGGUCACAUCUUAGUACCACUUUGUAGAAUAAUAUUUACCAAAAUGGGUGCAUUAAAAACGAAUGGGACAGAUUGAACUUCAAAGUUUGACAUAAUUCUACCUUAUGUAAAGUGCUACAGAAGGUCUCCGUGUAAACUUGUUGAAAUAAUUAAAAAGGUAAUUACAACAUAAA